Stegastes partitus (bicolor damselfish) is the source of this 2089-nucleotide messenger RNA. RefSeq names its product chondroadherin (gene chad). The transcript is spliced from 4 exons. The record is from RefSeq and is a predicted model, not a curated record. Bases 142 to 1233 code for a protein of 363 amino acids. NCBI's taxonomy places the organism in Eukaryota, Metazoa, Chordata, Actinopteri, Pomacentridae. Gene Ontology annotation, molecular function: protein binding.
CUCCUCUCUCAGCUCUGCCCACCUCCGCUCACCUUUUCGCCGCUUCUCACAACACAAACACACUUCGGUGCGGCUUCUCCUUCUCCACCAGUCCUCUCUGGAUUUUCCUGCUCCGAGUCGACCGGACACAUUCUGCUCAGGAUGCGUUGUGUGAGCUGGCUGCUGCUGGGAACCUGCCUGCUGGUGCUGGGCCCGGCGGUGCAGGGAGCCCCGAGUCAGUGUCCGACCCUGUGCCACUGCCACGGCGACCUGCAGCACGUCAUCUGCGACAGCGUGGGGCUGAAGAAGAUCCCCCGGGUGUCGGAGGCCACCCGCCUGCUGAACCUGCAAAGGAACAACCUGGGCAGCAUCCCGACGGGGGCCUUCAGCGAGAGCAAGGGGCUCAUCUCCCUGCACAUGCAGCACUGCCAGCUCCGGGAGAUCGGGUCGCAGGCCUUCAAGGGGCUCAAGAAGCUCAUCUACCUCUACCUGUCCAACAACGAGAUCAGCAGCAUCAAGCCGGGCGCCUUCGAGGACCUCACCGAGCUCACCUACCUCUACCUGGACGGGAACCAGAUCAGUGACCUGGCCAAGGGCAUCUUCUCCCCGAUGAUCAACCUCUUCAUCCUGCAGCUCAACGACAACAAGCUGCGGGAGCUUCGGACGGGGACGUUCGCCGGCGCCAAAGACCUGCGCUGGCUGCACAUGAGCGGGAACGAGCUGUCGACGCUGCAGCCGGGCUCUCUGGACGAUGUGGAGAACCUCGCCAUCCUCCACCUGGACAGGAACAAGAUGUCCAUCUAUCCCAGCGCCGCCAUGAGCAAGCUGCGGGUGGUGGAGGAGCUGACGCUGGGCAAGAACCCCAUGAGGAACAUCCCAGACAACGCCUUCCAGAGCUUCGGCCGCUACAUGGAGAAGCUACACCUGGACGGCAUGGGUCUGGAGAAGUUCUCUGAUGGAGCGUUUACCGGCGUGACGGCGGUGAAGUCGCUCCACCUGGACAACAACAAGCUAAAGUCGCUCCCCAGAAGCCUGGAGUUCGGCACCGUCGCCAACCUCACCAUCUCCAACAACCCGUGGAGCUGCACGUGUCAGCUCGCUCCGCUGCGCAGGUGGAUGGACUCCAGCCGUAACCGCCCAGAUGCAGUUUGUGCAUCUCCACCGUCGCAGAAAGGAAAGCAAGUGAGAGACAGUCCUGCCUUCAGCGGCUGCAGAGUGAAGGCGAAGAGAGCCAAGAAGGGAACACGUCACUGAGCCUGCAGCCGCACAGGAGACGCCGAGGAGGAGGAGCCCGUCCAGGCGACCGGCUGCAAUGCUAACUGAUUCUACUUUCAGACUGUCUGACUAUUGUCACACUCGCUCUCUGUCUGUGUCUCUCAAACGAACGUGGACCGGUUUUAUUCUCAUUCAUUCGUAUCCAAGGUGAAGACUAAAGUAUGUGUAAGAGGAUGCAGGUAGAAACCAGAAUAAGGAUGCAUUUGUGGAGAUGAGGGCUGAAGAAAGCAUUGAAAGGGAGGCGGACAAACAGUAAACAAGUAGUAAACAAGGUUCAGGUUCUUGAUGAGCAUGAAAAUUUCUUAACAAGAGUUAGUUGGGAAAAUUGAUACUUAGCUUAGCAUGCUUAGCAUAAAGACUGGAAACAGCUUCUUCUGCUUACCAGAACCUCUACAGCUCAUUAUUUAACACUUUAUAUCUUUGUUUGGUAUUAAUCAGUGUCUCUGCGAUCAGUAUUCUCAGGUAGCUCUCGGUAAGAACGCGAUUAAACCUAUUCCCCAAAACUAUGUCUUUAAUUUAUAGAUUUUUUUUGGUUAUUUGGGGAGCAGCAGAACAAACUGAAAGGCCUUGUCCACACUAAUACGGAUAUUUUGUAAAGUUUUCUUCUACAGUUGGUUCUUUAAUUCACACAUUAAUUUUUUUUUUAAAGGUCACUCAAACAGAUAUUUGUAUAUUAAAGCCUUUUCUAAAAAUGAUAAUCUGUCAGCAAGGGUGUCAGAAAAUAUCUUCUAAAAACUGUGGAAUACAGUAAUGUUCAUAAACUCUAAAACACUGACAAUAAAGGCAAACAUCUGUAAAAUGUAGAUUUUUUUUUUGCUGAUUGAAACACAGUAAA